Messenger RNA from Fibroporia radiculosa, 900 nucleotides. RefSeq lists its product as uncharacterized. The record is from RefSeq and is a predicted model, not a curated record. Bases 1 to 900 code for a protein of 299 amino acids. The transcript has 4 exons. NCBI's taxonomy places the organism in Eukaryota, Fungi, Basidiomycota, Agaricomycetes, Polyporales, Fibroporiaceae. Gene Ontology annotation, molecular function: structural constituent of ribosome. Gene Ontology annotation, cellular component: mitochondrial large ribosomal subunit.
AUGCUGUCUCGGAAUACCCUCGCUGUGUGCAAACGAGGCAGAGCAGCGCUAUGUUUGCCUAUCCGCCACCGGACAUUGGCAACAGUUACUGACACGCCCGAACCCUCCUCAUCCUCGUCUUCGAACACGACACCACCAUCCACUGUUCAACCCUACAAGCCCAAUAUAAACACAGCCGUCAUCUUGAACCGCUCUCCACUUAUCACGCGAACACCUACGAAUUUCGAGCGUUCAUACUAUGCAUACCACGCACGAAUUCAGCGGGCGCUGUUUAAUCCUUUUCCAGAUGAAUUUUAUUUCAAGCAAGGUUCCCUUUUAGAAGGCAAGUUCCUGGAAGAGGAAAAGGAGCGUGACCGUCUGGCAUUCGGUGGACCACAAUUCCGCAAAGGCAAGGACGGGGACGAGAGCGUGGCUACCUCUGCACCAGAAGACUCGCUAGCAAUCGUUAGCGAGCAGAAGGAAGAGGAUUCCGCACCCAGAAUACACGAGUCCGACCGCACAGGGAACGUCAGAAGCUUGGACCGGCAAGGGGAGCGCAACCUCUACCUCUUGCUUCAAAUCAAGAGUCAGGCAGGCGCGAACAUAUGGAGGUUCCCUCAAGGAGGCCUCCAGUCAGGUGAACCAUUGCACGAGGCGGCGGAGCGAGCCCUUGAGGACAAGUGUGAUUCAAAUAUGGACACCUGGGUUGUCAGCCGGAAUCCUAUAGGUGUACUAGAACCAGACCUAGCUCAAUCGUCACAGGCGUACGUGUUCUUUUACAAGGCACACAUCUUGGCAGGGCAAGUGCGACCACAUGGCAAGGACAUCCUCGACUUUGCAUGGCUCACAAAACAGGAGAUAGAACCUCGGGUAGACCCACUAUAUUGGUCCGGUAUUAAGGACAUGCUAUCCGACUUCUAG